Scleropages formosus (Asian bonytongue) is the source of this 4969-nucleotide messenger RNA. RefSeq names its product striatin, calmodulin binding protein (gene strn). Bases 193 to 2541 code for a protein of 782 amino acids. The record is from RefSeq and is a predicted model, not a curated record. Gene Ontology annotation, cellular component: dendrite. NCBI's taxonomy places the organism in Eukaryota, Metazoa, Chordata, Actinopteri, Osteoglossiformes, Osteoglossidae. The transcript has 18 exons. Gene Ontology annotation, molecular function: protein-containing complex binding; calmodulin binding; armadillo repeat domain binding.
AGGGCAGAUGACGUCACCGAGUGACAGCCAGCUGUCAGAGCGGCUCCGCUCCCCCAGCGCGCAGCUCUUGAUGUUCCCCCGUCUCGUGUAGCUACAGCGGCGGACACCCGAGGCUCGGAGAUCGGAGACCUCCUCCGGCAGCAGAGUCGCGCCAGCUCUCCGCGAACCGAGCCCACCCACCCGCGCCCGGUCAUGGACGAACAGGCGGGGCCCGGAGUAUUUUUUAACAACAAUAACAACGCGGUGGUGCCCGGCGGUGGGAAAGGAGCGCAGCCCGGAGAUGGCGGCGGGGGAGGAGAGGCGGCCCGGGCUCAGUACAGCAUCCCGGGGAUCCUGCACUUCCUGCAGCACGAGUGGGCCCGCUUCGAGGUGGAGAGGGCGCAGUGGGACGUGGAGAGAGCCGAGCUGCAGGCCCAGAUCGCCUUCCUGCAGGGUGAGCGCAAGGGCCAGGAGAACUUGAAGAAGGACCUGGUGAGGAGGAUUAAGAUGCUGGAGUAUGCGCUCAAGCAAGAAAGGGCGAAGUACCAUAAAUUGAAGUACGGUACGGAGCUUAACCAAGGCGACAUGAAGCCCCCGAGCUACGACUCCGAUGAUGGGAAUGAGAACGAAAAUGAACUCCAGGGCCCGCAGAACAGCCAGCUGUCUUGGAAACAAGGGCGACAGCUGCUGAGACAAUACCUGCAGGAGGUGGGCUACACGGACACCAUUCUGGAUGUGAAGUCCCAGCGGGUGAAGGCGCUGCUGGGCUUGACCGGAGACGCUGGGGAGCGACCCGCCGACAAGAACCCGGAGCCCAUGGUGAACGGCACCGAACCCUCCCUGAAGGGUGACAUCAUGAUCGGGAAACCGGACCUGACGGACUCGGCGUCCGUGCUGGAGGCGUUCAAAUUCAUCGAGAGCGCCGCUGCGGAGUUCAGCGAUGAGGAUGAGGACGAUGACAGUGACAAGGACAAGAGUGUCAUCGACUCUUCCACGAUCGUAAGGAAGAAGGUGUCCCCAUCGCCCUCAUCCUCCUCUGACAUAAACGAUGACCCAGAUACAGAGGAAGCCCUGAAGGGCUUCGACUUCCUGGCCAGCCCCGAUGAGGUGGACGGGUCUCCGGAAUCCAGGAGCGCCGGGGACGGCACAGACUGGGAGAAGGACGAGCAGUGUCCCAUGUCAGAGGCCUGGGACGUGGACCAGGGCCUCAUAACCAAACUGAAGGAGCAGUACAGAAAGGAGCGCAAAGGGAAAAAGGGGGUUAAGAGACCCAAUCGGUCCAAGCUGCAGGACAUGCUGGCCAACCUGAGGGACGCCGAAGACAUGCCGUCCGUGCAGCCGUCGGCGACGCCCCCCGCGCGGCCGGCCGCGGCCCGGCCCAACGAGCACGAGGUCAGCCGCGCCGACGAAGCGGAGGCCAUGACGUUUCCCCCCACGUCGGGGAAGUCGUUCAUCAUGGGUGCGGGCGAGGCCAUGGAGAGCGAGCUGGGCCUGGGCGAACUGGCGGGGCUCACCGUGGCCAACGAAGCGGACAGCCUGGCGUACGACAUCGCCAACAACAAAGACGCCCUGAGGAAAACCUGGAACCCCAAGUUCACGCUGCGGAGCCACUUCGACGCCAUCCGCGGCCUGGCCUUCCACCCGGUGGAGCCAGUGCUCGUCACUGCUUCCGAGGACCACACGCUCAAGAUGUGGAACCUACAGAAGACGGCCCCUGCCAAAAAGAGUACGGCUCUCGACGUGGAACCCAUUUACACCUUCAGGGCCCACAGGGGUUCGGUCCUGUGUGUCGUCAUGAGCGCCUCAGGAGAGCAGUGCUUCAGCGGAGGAGUCGACGGGACCAUCCAGAGCUGGAACACGCCCAACCCAAACAUUGACCCCUACGACUCAUACGAGCCCUCCGCCCUCCGCGGGGCACUGUCCGGGCACACGGAUGCUGUGUGGGGCCUGGUGUACAGCGCAGCCCAUCACCGGCUGCUCUCCUGCUCGGCGGACGGCACGGUGCGACUCUGGAACGCCAGCAACGCCUCCCCAGCCCUCGCCGUCUUCAAUGAGAGCAAAGAGCUGGGCCUCCCCUCCUCCGUGGACCUGGUUGGCGGCGAGCCGGCCUACAUGGUGACAUCGUUCAGCACGGGUCAGACGGGGCUCUUCAACAUGGAAACACGGCAACUGGUGCUCCGCCUGGAAUCCGUUGGGGAGAUGGGCACUCCCUGCCAGAUCAACAAAGUGUUGAGUCACCCGACCCUCCCCAUCACCAUCACGGCCCAGGAGGAUCGCCACAUCAAGUUCUUUGACAACAACACGGGGAAACUGAUCCACUCCAUGGUUGCCCACUUGGAUGCGGUCACUAGUUUAGCUGUGGACCCCAAUGGACUUUACCUGAUGUCUGGUAGUCACGACUGCUCCAUACGCCUGUGGAACCUGGAGAGCAAGACCUGCAUACAGGAGUUCACAGCCCACCGCAAGAAGUUCGACGAGUCCAUCCACGACGUGGCGUUCCACCCGACCAAGUGCUACAUCGCCAGCGCUGGCGCCGAUGCCCUAGCCAAGGUCUUUGUAUGACGCCUGGACCGGCCUCCUCCCCGACCGCAGCCCCGCUGCCACGGACCACUGGCGAUGGAGGUGCGGCGUGGUUUAGGGUCGGUGCCCUUCCUCCCCCCGCUAAUCAAAUGUUCCCCUACCGUUGGGCGUUCCGUUGGCCCCGGAAACUCUGCUCGAGGGGCCUGAGACUAGUCUUGGUUCCGGACUGAAGCACGAGGGCCGCGUUAGAUUCGAGGGCCCCAAAGGCUCCUCCGCAGCUGGGGCCCUCCGGUCUCCACUCCUUUCCCCUCCUGCACCAUCCAGGCAGGCCUGGGUGCAACAGCCACCACGUCAGUCGAGCCAACAGACCUACCAGGUAUCCAGUCCACGGAGCCACAGUGGGCUUCUGCUUCUUUCCAUUCUUAAGCGUGUGUUUCCACGUGUGAGGUGGUGGAGGAACGCAGGUUUGGCAUCUCCAGCGAGAUAAGUAAAGCUCCAGUGAGCUCCCGGCACUUUCCCCACGUCCAGGACGGUCGCCUUCUGGGCGUACAAGGGUGCGCUCAGAAUCGCGUGGUAAACAUGGAACGGAUGACCCGUCUUUCCAAGAGCCGUGACGGGAGCCCGAGGGGGCACCGCUCUCUCGCACCCUGCUCACCGGACCGAGUCCGCCCGCCCGCCUUUGCGUUCCAUUUUACACAUUUAUCGAAAAGGUGCCUUUUGCUUCGAGGAGAACAAGUCUUGAAAACAGUUUUAUUUUACCAAGCAUUAUCUUUGGGAGGGAAAUGGGCCGAAUUUACCGCAGUAUCUGUUUUUAGAUUAAAUACUCGGUGUAAAAUUCAAGUAAUGCGAUACACAUGAAAAGUAUAUUCCAUCAUAAUUACUGAGAUAAUGUCAAUUUUCUUUUCCUUUUUUGGGGGGGGGGUAGUCUAAGAAGACAGUUCACUGUGCGUGAGGCUGGAUAUAUAUAUAUAUAUAGCAGGUUUUCGAGCACCCAGGUCAACCUGCUGGUCGUGGGUUCUAGCUGAAGCGGGACGUCAUCCAGCCUACAGCGUUAAGAUGCUUCAAGACGGUCUCGUACCCUCACAGUAACCCUCCGUAUGCGGGACGCAGUGGGACUGAGCUCCGGUUUCACACUCGAGGUACUUUUUUUACACGUGAUUAAAACAUCUAGUUAAGCUCACAUACACACGUACUUUUUUGCGCAGGUUUCUCUUUGGCCGUAGCUUCUCACAGACGGCGCAUUUUAUUUUUGUAAGAAAGUUUAAUUUAACAUACAGAAGGCGAACGUGGCUCGUUUGUUCUGGUCUCAGGACCUCCCCUUACCUCUUCCCUUCACAAAAAAAAAACCUUGCAACGAAUGAGCUCUUUUUCAAUAUUCACGUGUGAAGCCUUCAUUUGUUCUGUCUGGUCUAUUAUGCACCUGCUGUGUUUAAGUUGAAAAUAAUAAUAGGAAGUAUAUUAGCUUACAGUUAAUAUUUAAUACGACACUACGCAGAUGUCUCAGUUUGCCAAUGAAAUAAGUGCAGUAUACAACCCUGACGAUAUUUCCCGAUGGUUUUGUGUCGUAUAGAUUUUAAUAUAUUCGGACUAGCGGACUUUGCGAACUGCCAUCUUAGGAUACAUCGCCAGCACAGUGGUGUUUUAAUGAAACGGAAACGGAAACGAUGCGAAACGAGGAGAACCGCGCGGCUACGUGGCGUCUGACGGAACAGAUCCCUUCCCGGGGACCACGUUGCGAGUAUCGUUCGAAUGCGGUUGGGAACUCCUCUGGAAAUGCAAGUUGUGGUGAUCAUCUCCCUCUCCUCUCAGACAAACUGCAUUUGAAAAAGUUUGCAGUGAUAACGUGUGAUUUUGUGAUUUUCUUUUUUGUUUUUUUUUUGCCCUCUUGCUUCUGUGAUGUAUUUAUUUUUGCGUUUUUUUUUUUUUUUUUUUUUUUUUUGUACCAAUUUGAACCAAAAUGAUCGACUCGGCUUGUUGCACGCGCGCUAUGAGUAUGACACACACCUCCGUUAAUGCCUGCUUCGGGGUGGCUUCGUCGCCGAGAGACCCUCUAGAGGGAUCCGCGCCGACCGCUCGACCCCGCUGCGGAAAAGAACUCGUCGUAGAACCGCGACUCACGCGGAUCCACACACCUAGGCCGCGAAAACUUGCUUAGUUAACAACCAUCGUAAGGUAGAAAUUAGAAAUUUGUACAUAAAACCUGGGCACAAGGACAGAAUUUUAUUUUUUAUUGUUCUGGCAUUGAAAUAGGGAAAUGGGUGCAGACGUUUAAGCAAGUACAGGUUGAUUUAUUUUGAACAAUAUAUAUUUUUCUGUGAUUACUUGAAAACAUAAGUGAAUCUUUGGGAUGCUAGUUGUGUUGGUGUUGGUUGUAACUGGUAAGUGUAUGGUUGAGUUGUUUGUUCUUCCAAUGAGUUACACACCUACAAAAGAAGAGAAAAAUUAAAAAACAAACAAACAAAAAAAAAAA